This is a messenger RNA of Glycine soja, 770 nucleotides long. RefSeq lists its product as uncharacterized. The transcript has 3 exons. Lineage: Eukaryota; Viridiplantae; Streptophyta; Magnoliopsida; Fabales; Fabaceae. Bases 42 to 407 code for a protein of 121 amino acids. The record is from RefSeq and is a predicted model, not a curated record.
AUGUUAUAGUUCCCCAAGGGUGCGAGGUUGAAGUCUUCAAAAUGGCGUUCUUAGUCUCCUCCACCUUCACCCUUCCUCUGCGAGUGCGCGCUUCACCACUCAACAAAAACAAGCAGGGAGUGCAUCAACAUCAAUUAUAUUAUCCUCUAGAUAGAUUUUUAAGCAAAGCAACUAUUCCAGCAGCUCAAAAGAUUCUUGGAACUUGCAGUUCAAAUAAACGCAUACUAUCCAUGAAAGGAAGCUGUCAUCGUUGUUUGAUGUCUUGCACAAUAUUUCUACAUGAAACUUACUCAUAUAAUUUGGAUGUAGAUUAUUGCACCGAAAUAGUUAUAUCUGGAUAUUGGGUGGGACCUGAUGCUGAUGAUGGGUGGGGAUUUGUGGAAGCUGUUAUUAAUCAAAUGAAUUGAUCUUGAUUUUUUUUAUAGAUAAGGAUUGAUUUUGAUUCAUUUUAUCAAAGAUUAAGUGUACGUGAGGCAGUUUCUAUUCUUGACAGGCUCCAUAAACUAACCAAUCUUUUGGAAAUUUGAGAGUAUCAUAUGAAUACUGGAGAGGUAUAUGUUCUAUUGAUGAAGUGGAGGCUUGAUGGAUGAGUUUUGUAGUGUGCACGUUUUGACUGGUGAACUAUUUUAGGUAUCUUGUCCGAAACUGUAAUUGACUAAGAUUGAACUUUGUGAAAACAAUGUCUUGUCUUUUGAAUCGGAUAGGCUGCUGAAGAUCUGAAGUUGACUGAACUUAAAUCUAGUGAAAAUGUCAAUUAUUCUUUACGAUCA